Molecule: messenger RNA, 1347 nt
Organism: Fusarium proliferatum ET1
Lineage: Eukaryota; Fungi; Ascomycota; Sordariomycetes; Hypocreales; Nectriaceae
Exons: 3
Coding region: 1-1347 (448 amino acids)
Cellular component (GO): cytoplasm
Source: RefSeq, a predicted model, not a curated record
AUGGAUCUGGCUUAUGAUCAUAUCACAGAAGAUGGCUACGCUAAGAAGACGGAGGAGCCAAAGAGUCCUCAACCUCAGUCAACAUUGAAUGAGGACCUCCAAGACGCAUACAAGGCCUUUUCCAACAGUCCAUGGGGUGCCAGGAUUGGUGGCUUCUUUGGAAACGUUGUGAAGCAGGGCGAAUCAGUAUAUACACAAGCCUCCAAGGAGUUGGCGGAAGUAGGUGAAGAUGCAUCAAAGGGACUUACUGGCCUUCGAUCAACAAUUCUAAGCCAUACGAGGAACCUUUCACUCAACACCGUGGUUGGCGGCGAAAGCUCCAGGGACGGUGAGAAUGAUCAGGCCACCACACCUAGGGCAUCACAAGAUGGUUCAUCAGAGGCCAAGCAGUCCGAGAACACCCUGGCUCGGCUCAGAGCUGAAGCUGCCAAGAGGUUAAAGGACCUCCAGAAAGCCGAGGAUGCCGCCGAUGAGGCCCUUAUCAAGUUUGGCGGCAAUAUCCGGAACUUCCUUCGUGAUGCCGUCAGUAUUGCACCUCCACAGGAGUCCGACCAGAGCGGCACUGUUCUCUUCGAGAGUAAGGAUGCUCAAGGCAAGCGUGUGAUUCAUACAUCAAGAUUUGAUGCUCAACUACAUGUUAUUCACACAUCGACGGAGAGUUUCACAAAAGAUCCCAAUAGUGCUGAUUAUGCAGCGUGGUCAAAGGAUUUUGAUGCUGAUAAGAAAACACCUGAAAUCAACGAUGAUCUACAGAAAUUUCCCGACUUGCGAGCUACUAUGGAGAGGUUGGUUCCUGACCAGGUUCCCUACGUUGACUUCUGGAAGCGCUACUACUUCCUUCGCCACGGUAUUGAGACAGCUGAGGCUAGACGACGAGAUCUCCUCAAGGCUGCCUCCGCUGAGGAUGAUGUCGCCUGGAGUGAUGACGAUUCCGACGAGGAUGACUCUGAGGCCUCCGAUGAUACCAGUACACCCGCGGCCAAGUCCAAGGUUGAGACCAAGGUAGAGACAAAGGUUGAAUCCAAAGACGAGCCCAAGACUACCCCUGCUGCCCCCUCCACCACCGCCCCCUCUGCCACCACUGCCCCCUCUGCUACCACUGCCGCCACUACGCAACCUGCAAAAACCACGUUGAAGCCAGCUGAGCCCCGCAAGUCAAACGACGAGAAGUCACAGGCGGAUAGUGAGGCUAGCUACGAUGUUGUCGGUGCAGCAUCUGGUAAGACAACACAGACUCCCAAUAGCCCCAAGGAUCCUAAGGACGCCAAGAAGAAGGAGGAGGAAAGCAGUGAUGAGGAAGAUGAUAGUGACGAAGACGACUCAGAUAGCGAUGAGGACUGGGAAUAG